This is a messenger RNA of Syzygium oleosum, 1116 nucleotides long. Its product is annotated as GATA transcription factor 15-like. The record is from RefSeq and is a predicted model, not a curated record. NCBI's taxonomy places the organism in Eukaryota, Viridiplantae, Streptophyta, Magnoliopsida, Myrtales, Myrtaceae. Gene Ontology annotation, molecular function: sequence-specific DNA binding; zinc ion binding. Gene Ontology annotation, biological process: regulation of DNA-templated transcription. The transcript is spliced from 3 exons. Bases 326 to 802 code for a protein of 158 amino acids.
GUUUCUCUCUCUAUGUCGUUUCCAUUGCUAGGUUUCUCCAAGUACCAUCAUCACUGAUUGCCCACUCCAUUUCCCCUCUCUCUCUCUCCUGAGAGGCGCGUAAAAUCUUUUGUCUUUCCCGCUCACGGUUCGGCUUGCGAUCCGUUGGUCUCUGUUCCUUCCUCUGUUUUAGAUCUAUUACGGCCCCUUGCUCUGCCUCUUCCGUCUAGUUCUUGUUCUUGUUCUUCCGCGAUCGCGAGAGUUUUCUUUUGGCUCCUGCUCGAGCGAGCUCGCGCUCUUCUUGACAGGGAAGGAAAAGGGGUUCGGAGAUCGGUGGGAAUAGGCCAUGGAAAUGCAGGAUGCGAGUGACAAGGGAUCGGAGUCGCCGGGCGUAGCUUCGUCGGAGGAGAGCCACGUGACGGAGACCAAGAAAACGUGUGCUGAUUGCGGCACCACCAAGACCCCUCUCUGGCGCGGCGGUCCAGCUGGCCCCAAGUCUCUGUGCAACGCGUGCGGGAUCAGGAGCAGGAAGAAGAGGAGGGACAUUCUGGGCAUAAGCAAAAAACCCGCAGAUGACAAGAAGCGCAAGAAGAUCAACCACAGCCCGAGUAACAACAGCAACGACGACAACAGAUUCGGCAAUUCGUUGAAGCAGAGGUUGUUGGCUCUUCUCGGAAGAGAAGUGAUGAUGCAGAAGAGAUCGGCGUCGUCAUCGUCGUCGUCGUCGACAUCGAGCCUCCAGAGGCAGAGGAAGAAGCUGGGCGAGGAAGAGCAGGCGGCUGUCCUGUUGAUGGCCCUGUCUUACGGCUCUGUUUAUGCUUAAAGGGUUGGGUAGUUGAGGAAAAAUAAAUAAAGAAAAAGAAGGGGAAAAAAAGAGAAAAGGGAAGGGAAAAAGAAUCAAGAAUGUCAAAUUUGGCAAAAAAGUUUUGGGGGGGCUUCUUUAGGCGCAAGUCUAAUUAAUGUUCUGGCGAGUUCUUGUAUUCUUUUGACCGUCUGUUUUGACCGAAAUUGAGAGGAAGGAGGAAGGAGAGAGAGAGAAUGAGAGAGGCCAACAAGUGUAAGCAGUGGAGGUGAUUUGAUGUCUGUUGUUUCUCUGUUUUGUGCUAACGUAAUAUAAGAGUUGUCCAUUCUCGAUUA